Molecule: messenger RNA, 1161 nt
Organism: Beta vulgaris subsp. vulgaris (sugar beet)
Lineage: Eukaryota; Viridiplantae; Streptophyta; Magnoliopsida; Caryophyllales; Amaranthaceae
Exons: 3
Coding region: 1-1161 (386 amino acids)
Source: RefSeq, a predicted model, not a curated record
AUGGAGAAGUGUAUAAUGAUCAAGAAUUUGCAGAUUGAGAUAAAACCAUGGCAGCUUUUCACUGACAAGCAACAUCUUAGAGAUGUUGUGAGAGACUAUGCAAUUCAGAGUGGGUUUUCAGUAGUAGUUGACAAAGCAAACAACUUUAGGUGGACUGUGACAUGUUCUUCUCCACAUUGUGCCUGGAGAUUGCAUGCUUCAAGGCUGCCAGAUGGUUGUACAUGGGCUAUUAAGAGCAUCAAAAGCCUUGUACACACAUGUGCUAGCAUGGAGGUUAAUAAUCCAAUGGUGAAUGUAAAGUGGGCAGCAAGGGUCCUACUAGAAGACAUUAGGGCAAAUAAUGAUAUCCCUGCUAAGUCUUUGAAUAAGCUCCUCUUUGAUAGGUAUAAUGUUGAGAUGCUUAAGACUUCCAUUUAUAAAAGUAGAGCACUUGCUUUAAGUGAGAUUCAUGGAGGUCAUGAUGUCUCAUAUGCAUACUUGCCACAGUAUUGUAAUGUGAUAAGAGAGACAAACCCACAAUCUGCUGCAUUUUGUGCAUGGUCCCCUCAAACGGACCCAGAGAGGCCUUCAUGCUUUUCAAGCAUAUUUAUUUCAUUUAAAGGGGCAUUGGAUGGAUUGUUCUCUGGGUGCAGAAGUCUUGUUGGAGUUGAUGGGGCCCAUUUAAAGGGUAAUUUUGGGGGGGUGUUGCUUUCUGCAGUUGCUCUUGAUGGCAACAAUGAACUAUUCCCAUUUGCCUGGGGUAUUGACCUUGCAUUGUCUGAGCUGUGGCCAAAAGCUGGUAGAAGGUACUGUUGCAAGCAUUUGUGCAAAACUUGGAAGAGAGUGUUUCCUGGGCCACUUAUGUUUAAUCUAUUUUGGAAGGCAGCUGGAGCUUAUUCUAAAUUCACAUUCAAGAAAGCUAUGGAGCAGCUGCAAAAGACCAGCCCUGCAGCUCUAGUGUGGUUGUCAGAGGUAGGAGAGCAAUCAACAUGGUCCAAACAUGCUUUCAAACCUCACAUUAAAUCAGAUGUGAACAAAACUAAUUUUGUUGAAAAUUCCAAUGCCACAUUGGGCAUUGAUAGGUGCAAACCAGUUCUAACAUUACUUGAAGGCAUUAGAAGAGUGACCAUGGUCAGACUUGCAACAAGAAGGCAAGCAUGUGAAGAUUGGGAGAGGGAGUGA